Molecule: messenger RNA, 1720 nt
Organism: Chinchilla lanigera (long-tailed chinchilla)
Lineage: Eukaryota; Metazoa; Chordata; Mammalia; Rodentia; Chinchillidae
Gene: Kif25
Product: kinesin family member 25
Biological process (GO): microtubule-based movement
Cellular component (GO): microtubule; kinesin complex
Molecular function (GO): microtubule motor activity; ATP binding; microtubule binding
Source: RefSeq, a predicted model, not a curated record
AUGAAGCUACCUAAAAUGGACACCAGUCCACUGCAGAGCACUGACUGCGAAGAUUCCAAGAGUGCCGAAAUGAGCUUAGGUCUCUUGGUGUCACCUGUCUGUGUCCCCCACAUGGACAGUGUGGAGAAAGGCUCACUGGCUCGGCUCCUGUGGGAACACAGAGGACCUCUUGAGAAACUGCCAGGAGCUGAAAAGAAAUAUCAGAGUUCACUGUCGAAUUCGUCCUUUCUUGCCUUUGGAUUGCGGGGCUGUACAUGUGGGAGCCUUAAAUACCAUGUAAGUGACUACAGUGAGGACAGAAACAUGGGAUGGAAAGCAAGCUCCAGCUCCCGAGAAGCGGCCCACACUGUGGACGAGGAAACCAUUGUGGUGCAGUGUCAUCGGCCUGGCCAUCCUUUGAUUAAUAAGACAUAUAAUUUUGAAAGAGUCUAUCGUCCAGCAGAACCUCAGACAGCAGUGUUUGCGGAUGUGUGCCUACUACUUACCUCCCUCUUGGAUGGGUACAAUAUAGCGAAGAGCUACACCAUAUUGGGACCAGGGCUACCAUCAGACGCCCACAGCGACUUGGGACUUAUCCCCAGAGCGGUUGAGGAGCUCUUCAGGCUUAUUUCAGGAAACCCAUCAGAAAGCCCAAAAGUGGAUGUUUCCAUAGUGGAAAUUUAUAACAACAACAUUUUUGAUCUUCUGGCCAAAGACAAUUCCACAGUGGUGUCUGGGUCAAGCGUGAGGUGGUCAGUUCAAGUGCAGAAAAGAAACCCACUCACCAAGAAACGCUUCGUGGGGCUGCAGGGUCUAAGAGUGAGCACUGGAGACACCAAAGUUGGCUUUGUCUCCUUUCUGGAAGUCAGUGUACCUGAUUUCAUUGAGAGGCAUCUGUUAACAGAGAGGUGUUCAAUUGGCCUGUGGCUAAGCCGCUGGCCCUUGGUGAUCAGCCUUGGAGGUGUGUAUGCCCUGCCUUUUGGGGUACCCUUUAAAACAUGUCUUCUCAGGGCCAUCACCAGUGUGCUGGAGUUCAUGGAGCUUCUCCACCAAGGCCUGCAGCUCAGGGCGAGGAACCCUACCCCCGUGCAUGUGGAGUCUUCCCGAUCUCACCUAAUCAUAACGGUGACUCUGACCACAGCCACCUCCCUGGCAGCGUCGACCGGCGGCCUGGUCAGACUCUCCCUGGGGAGCGCACAGGAGCAGGUAAGAGGUGGAGCUCAGCUCACAGGCUUCGCCUCCCGGGCCGUCCCUGUGGACCCUGGAGGCCGUAGGAAGCAAGUGCGGCCCAGGCUGCAGUUGGUGGACUUGGCCGGCAGUGAGUGUGCAGGUGUGUCUGGGGUGACAGGCUUGGCGCUGAGGGAGACCUCAUUCAUCAACCGCAGUCUCACGGCCCUGGCAGACAUCUUGGGCGCCUUGUCAGAGCACCGGGGCCACAUCCCAUACUGGAACAGCAAGCUUACCCACUUGCUGCAGGACUCCAUCGGAGGUGAUACAAAGUUACUAGUGAUUCUGUGCGUGUUCCCUGGGCAGAAGCACGUGGUGGAGACACUGCAGAGCCUUGGCUUUGGGACUAGAGCGCAGCAGGUCAAGCGAGGAUGGGUCAGGAAAAAGCCUCCUCACUCCCAGGUCAAGGAGUUGUGCCUGGGCUCAGCCUAGGAAUGAGUUCUCCUCCCUGAAUACGUGCUCCUUGUGCCUGCUGUACGAAGGGUGUGCCUGAGAAAUAAACGUUUUGUUCAGA